Molecule: messenger RNA, 1826 nt
Organism: Adineta steineri
Lineage: Eukaryota; Metazoa; Rotifera; Eurotatoria; Adinetida; Adinetidae
Source: the annotation of a GenBank genome assembly
AUGACACACCCAUCAAUGAAAAGUAUGGAUAUAAAACAAGAUCCAGUUGAUUUAAAGAAGAUACAUAUUUUACAUAGUGAUUCAAAUAAUAAUAAUAAUAAUACUUCAAUAAAAAAAGUCAAACAAUAUUCAACUUUAGAACACAUUCCAUCAACAUCAUCAAAUAAUCUUAUGAUAAAUAAUAAUUAUUGUCAUUCAUGUGGAGAAUAUUAUGAUGAUAUAAUAUCAUGUGAUAUUUGUCAAACAACAUCUCAUCUUCUUUGUGCUAAUUCAUCAUUAACAAAAGAUAACAUGUUAAAAGAUUCGUAUUUUUGUAAUGAUUGUCAAAUGAAAACAAAAAUUCAACAUAAUAAAGAUAAACAACAAAAACUUAUUCUACCAUUUCGAUUCGAUCCAAAAAAAUCAUUAAAUUUAAACGAUUGUAAAAAAACUCAAAAACAUCAUUCAACAUUAGACGAAAUUAAACUAUCGACAGCAUCGAACGAUCAAUCUUCAGAUGAGAUUAAAUGUCCUACAAUAAAUAAUAAAAAUGUAUUAUCAACAUCGAAUUCAAAACGAAAAAGAAUGGAUUCAUCAUCAUCAUCAAUAAAUCCUUCACUUUUUAAUUCAGAUACUCAAUUAGAUAUAUUACAUCAUUUAUUUCGUUCAUGUCAACCAGAAGAAUUUCAUGGUCCAUCAAUACCAUCGAAUAAUUUAACGUAUCAAAAGAAUUGUUUCGUAUGUCGAAAAUCUUCUAUUAAACAAGGUCCAUCAAUACAAUGUGAUUAUUGUACAUUAACAUAUCAUUUAGAUUGUUUAAUACCUUCGAUGAUAACAUUACCAGUAUCAAAUGAAAAAUGGAUAUGUCCAAAUCAUAUCGAACCAAUAUUAGAUCAUUAUUUAAUAAAGAAAAAGAAAAUUUCUACUAAUCACCGAGUAAAACUUUCUCAUCAAUAUUCACAAAUUAAACAAAACACAGUUGUACAAGAAUUUACAGAAAGAAAACAAACAAAAGAUUAUUUAUUAUCAAAUACAAUAGAUAAUCAUCGAUUAGAACGAAUUGAUAUAAGCCAAAUACCUAAAACUAUUGAAAAUUUUUAUUCUCAAGCAAAUACAAAAGAAAAACAGAUCUGUGAAAUUGAAAAUAAUAAUUCGAAAGAAGAAUUAUAUGUACAGACGACCUUUCCUUCUGUUGAAUCUUCAUCGGUAUAUGACCCAUGUAUAUGGGAUAUAUUACAAGCAAUCCUCGAUCAUAUUAUUAAUAAUCGUAAUUAUGAAUUCUCAUCUAUAGAACCUUUAUCAAUUGAGAAUGAUUAUCAUCUAACAAAUUCAUCAGUGAAAACUGAAUGCAAUACAUUCGAUACAAUCGAUAUAUUACUACAAGCAUUAAAUCAACCUGAUCAUAUACCUGACCAAUGCACAUUAGAUAAAAUGACUAAAUUAAAUACCCGUAUGACUACUGUUGAUUCAUAUGAAGAAACACAAAAUCCCAAUUCAUUCUCAUUAUCAAUUGAUCUCACACAAUUUCAUUCAUCUCAUGCUGCUCUUAUUCAUUUACGUUCUCAACAUGUUAUUUAUAUUGAAAAAAAUGUUAUUUGGUUUGGUUCAUCAUCAUUAAAUGAUAUAUGUUUAAAAGAUUUUUAUCAAUCACAUUCAUGUCCAUAUAUAUCAGAAAAACAUGCUUGUUUAUAUUAUGAUCAAAAACAUAAUUUAUUUGAAUUAUUAAAUUAUAGUGAAUAUGGAACAAUUGUUAAUAAUUUUCGUUAUGGAUUAGAUAUAAGAAUUAAUGAUGAUCGAAAUAAUAAACAAGAGAAUGAUAAUUUUAAAAAAUGUUAUUGUUUAACAAA